Molecule: messenger RNA, 4011 nt
Organism: Linum trigynum
Lineage: Eukaryota; Viridiplantae; Streptophyta; Magnoliopsida; Malpighiales; Linaceae
Source: the annotation of a GenBank genome assembly
UCGGAUGCAGCCUAGAUUAUUCCAUCGCAUUAUGGGCGCUAUUGUGAGGUUUGACCCCUCAUUUUCUCUAAGGUGUGAUAGCUUUGGUUAAUUAUCACAAUCUCAAGAGUAGAAGCUUACUGGUGCGAUGCGCAUGCUAGCAUAUGGUUCUCCAACUGAUCAACUUGAUGAGUAUGUUUGGAUGGGUGAGAGCACCUUGAUGGUUCUUCAGCUGAUUUAAGGAUCUUACUUCAUAAAGACUCAAGUCGUGGCUUUCCUGGAAUGAUUAGAUCAAUUGACUACAUGCAUUGGGAAUGGAAGAAUCGUCCAAGUGUUUGGGCAGGACAAUACACUGGCCACAUGCGUAGCCCAACAAUCAUUCUGGAGGUGGUGGCCUCCUACAACACAUGUAUAUGGCAUGCUUUCAUUGGGUCACCUGGAUCGAACAUCGAAAUAAAUUUUUUGUGGAUGUCUCCAGUGUUUGAUUGUAUCGUCAAUGGAAGCGCUCCACAUGUAUGAUGUGAGGUAAAUAGUCAUGCUUACGAUCAAUGUUAUUAUUUGACUGACAGUAUUUAUACCCUCAUGGUCGACUCUGGUGAAGACCUUCAGCAAUCCAAGGUCAAAUAAAGAGGCUUUGUUUGCUCAACAUCAAGAAGCUCACCACAAAGACGUAGAGUGAACAUUUGGAAUCCUCCAAACAAGAUGGGUGAUGACUCGGUGUUUGCACAUGUUUUCCCCUACUGGAAUCCAAUUCCGGUAGUGGAGUUCUGUGUUCAUAGCCUCAGCUUUCUAUCCCGGUGAAGGUUAGUUGCCUGCCGGGUAGUUGGACUGAGAGGGCUUAGUCAGCUUAAGAGAUUCCAAGCUACUGUCGGAUCUUCCGUAGUUUAAUCAAUAGUAGAUCAACCAAAGGUAAUUGCAACUUGGACCUAAUUGAGGAGCUAGAGGGAAUCAUACCUAAGUGAGUUCACAACUUGUAAUUAGUAGAGUAGUCAGUAGAGUAGUUUAUAAAUCAAUCCUUAAUCUAGUUUGCUAGAUAAUGAACUGAAGCUGAGUAAUAGUAACUCUAGAGACCCGUGGAUUCGAUAUUUAUUACUUGUGUCACUAUACUGCAGUCCCUUUCAUUGGUUACACUUGGCCAUUGUUAGGUGUUGUGUUUUAGCGUGUCAAGUUUUUGGCGCCGUUGCCGGGGACUUUCUAGAUUAUUAGGAAAGGCAGAAGUUUGUUACUUUAGCGUUUUUCUUUUCUUGUCCACCCUUGCUUUUCACUUGGGUGUUUUUGUUUUUGUUGGUGCAGAUCUGAAUCAUGGAUCCUCAUGACUUCUCCAACCAUUGGGGGUAUCUACCACCGUCCGAGUGGUAUUACCCCGAGACCCCCUGGAGCAAUCAAGGAGGAGAAGACUAUGGAUUCGGGUUCCAGUACCAACCCCCUUACUACGGAGAACAAUCAGACCCCUGGGCAUAUCAAGAACAAUCUUCUUAUCAAGAAGAAUUCCUCCCACAACAAGAAGGGCCAUCAGAUCUUGAGUUAGCCACAACCUUCACGGGCCACUCUGCAGAGCCAUGCUACACUUCACUGGAAGAUCCGAACAAACAAUUAAGGCUUCUCGUGGAGCAGUUUGCUCGAGACACUGAGAGAUCAUGCUCCAAGAUGGAUCUUCAAAUCAAAGCCCUUGCCCCUUCCGAUCCCUCAUUUCUCCAUGAUAUGGAGGAGACUGUUCAGCGCUCAGCGAAGCAAACAGAGUGGGUGGAGCAAGUUUGCUCACAUCUUGCUCAAGAUCAUCUUUCUGCUACCACGCUAGAAGAGGUGGAGGAUGACAAAGGCUACGGGGAUGUUGAGGAGCAUACAGAAGUUAUCACAAAGAACUCCCAUGAUAAUCAUGAUCAGGAAAGUCCUCUGGUUGCAGAUCACACAUUUCCUUGCUCUAACAUGCUGGGCCCGAGCGAGGAGAUGCAAGAUGAUCACAUUGAAGAAAUUACAUGGCGACUUGCUCUCCAAUCUGUGCUAGAAGAUGAAGAGCAAGAAAGGGUGCAGAAAGAAGUUGUGGACGAUGACGAAAGUGAAGCAGAAGGAGUUCUUGAUCAUUUCCCAGGGGUGAUACCACAUGAAGAAGAAAGGGGGGUUGAAGAAGCAAUUGGCAUCCAGGCUGAGGACGGAGUUAAGGUGGAAGAGGCCUGCACCGACCAAGAGUUACAUGAGAUAUCUCCACCAAACUUUGAGGAACUACUUAGCAAGGACCCAUUUGCACUAUCUCUUUGCCAGACCAAGGCCACGUCGACAUCAGUCCCUCUUGGUGGACGCGAUGGUGGUCAAUCGAUGUUGUCAUAUAUGGUUUGGGGCAAUGAGACGAGAGAAGAGAAGAAGAGGUCUCGAGGAUGGAGACUUCAUCUGCAUCAAGUGCACGAGCUUCCAUCACCAGUCAUACCACAUGCUCGUGACUUGCGACUCCACCUCAUUGACGAGAACCUCAACUUCAAGGAGGUUCUAGCAUGGACCGAAACUUAGGAGCCAUCGUCUGGCUCACGACGUGAAAGAAGCGCUUGUUGGGAGGCAACCCAACCAGUCGGUUUGCAUUUCUUUCUAUAUUUCUCCUCGGUUGAGUCAGUUUUGUUAUUUGAUUUUAGAGUCAAUAACUCAACCUUUGUGAGAUUUUGUGUGGUGUUUGCGUUCUGAUUACUCUCUCUUCCUCGAAUGCAUCGCCUGACCCGUCCAUCAUCAUUCACCCUUGAUCUGGUAACUUCGUUCUACCCUCCUUAUCUUUCCUCCAUUGAGGACAAUGUCGUGCUUAAGUGUGGGGGGAUGUUCGAUUAUGUAUGCGGGUGAAUGUUUGGUUGUUUGUGUGCUUGGAGCCUAGUCCACUGUCCAAAUUUUUAAAUUUGAGGGCUCCAAGUACGUGUUUCCUUGCAAAUUGCCUGCUCAGUAUGCUUUGAAUUGACAGUCUCUAUAGUAAUGUGCAACCUAUGGAGGUAGUGUAGCACUAUGGAGGAUGUUGAAGUAUAAGAUUUUUCCUAUCUAGCUCUCUGCUGUGUCAGUUGAUUUUGUGAAUUAGUGGAGCUAAGACCUUUGAAUUCAUGUGGUAAUGUGGACUAUGUUUGAAUUGUGUUAUGGACCCGUGUAUUGAACAGGGUGCUCAUGUGGCAAAUGAAAAGCAGUUGGUCCUCCAUGUCGAAAUCAUCAAAAAUCUUAAACAUGGGGUAAGCCCAACAUGUGUGGCACCGUUCAUUGCACAAAAUCGGGUUUUGGAGGAGAUUUUAGUGAUCCUUAGUAGGGUACUCCUACAAGGUGAAGCUAAGUUGUCUCCAGUACAAGUAAAACUUCCACCCGUUGAACGGUUUGCCUACUCGAGGAUGUGUUUUUAAGGGCACAGAUAGAGCUUCCGACCCCCCUUAAUUUCAUUGACCCUCCACACGAGUUGAGGAAAAGGAGUUAAAAGAAGUACUCUGGCGAGCGCUAGAUGUACAAAAAUUGCUCUUGCUCGACUAAUAAGGGUCGACCGUGCAAAAGACUGCAGUUGGAACCCCCGCCAAGUGAAUGAAGAAAAAAAGAGAAAAAGAAAUGUAAAUGAAAGUGCAAAAAGGGGUUCCAACGGUGAAAUGAAGUGAAAGAGCACCCCGGUACAACGAGUCCUUGGUUGUGAAUGGUGUGAGUCCUUUUGUCCAUGAACUGACUGUCUUACUUCUACUUCUUCUCAUGUUCCUGGCUUGAGUCUAGUACUCGCAUUGAGAGAGAUAGGGGACGUCUUAGAAGACCAGUUGACCUCGUAAGCUGCUAUAUGAUCUAGGAAAUCCUCUACCGAUGAUCGGGGUUGUUUGUUGCUAUAGAGGUCUGGAGAGCUGCAUUGGUUUGAGUUAGGUAUGCUUGGGGACAAGCAAACAGUUAAGUGUGGGGGGAUUUGAUGACUCGGUGUUUGCACAUGUUUUCCCCUUUGUUUCUUGAUCGUUUGAGCUUUAAUUAUCGCAUCUUUGGCCUAUUUUACGCUAGGUUGUGUUCCUUUGUCAUGUUUCAGGUCCUAGCACAUAAAGUGAAGCAUAGGCG